UUGAGGCGGAGGCUGGCCCUCUUGAUGGAGACUUUUUAGGAGCGAGAAGAUGGAAGGAGGAGGCGUGAUGAACACCACGGUGAUCCCGGGCUACAACAACCGCACUCAACCGUCGGGGACCCUGCUCUCCAAGGAGGACCCGGCGGGCAGGCGGGGCUCCUCGGCGGGAUGCUACGAGCAGCUGCUCAUCUCCACCGAGGUCUUCCUGAUGCUGGGCGUCAUCAGCCUGCUGGAGAACAUCCUGGUGGUGGUGGCCAUCGUGAAGAACAAGAACCUGCACUCGCCCAUGUACUUCUUCAUCUGCAGCCUGGCGGUGGCCGACAUGCUGGUGAGCGCCUCCAACGCCUCGGAGACCGUCGUCAUCGCGCUCAUCAACGACGGCAGCCUGAGCAUCCCCGUCACGCUCAUCAAGAGCCUGGACAACGUCUUCGACUCCAUGAUCUGCAGCUCGCUGCUGGCGUCCAUCUGCAGCCUGCUGGCCAUCGCCAUCGACCGCUACAUCACCAUCUUCUACGCGCUGCGCUACCACAACAUCGUCACCUUCAGGCGGGCCACGCUGGUCAUCAGCAGCAUCUGGGUGUGCUGCAUCAUAUCGGGCGUGCUCUUCAUCGUCUACUCGGAGAGCACCACCGUGCUCAUCUGCCUCAUCAGCAUGUUCUUCACCAUGCUGGUGCUCAUGGCCUCGCUCUACGUGCACAUGUUCCUGCUGGCGCGCCUGCACAUGAAGCGCAUCGCCGCGCUGCCGGGCAACGGGCCCGUGCAGCAGCGGGCCAACAUGAAGGGCGCCAUCACGCUCACCAUCCUGCUGGGCGUCUUCGUGGUGUGCUGGGCGCCCUUCUUCCUGCACCUCAUCCUCAUGAUCAGCUGCCCCCGCAACCCCUACUGCACCUGCUUCAUGUCGCACUUCAACAUGUACCUCAUCCUCAUCAUGUGCAACUCCGUCAUCGACCCCAUCAUCUACGCCUUCCGCAGCCAGGAGAUGAGGAUGACCUUCAAGGAGAUCUUCUGCUGCUCGUACGCCCUCCUGUGCGUGUGAACUUUGACCUCCCGGGGCCCUGCUUAAUCUGAAACGCGACGUCGCGGUCAUGCAACGCCUUUAAAAAAAAAAAAAUGCAACCCAAAGUACUGGGACACCUGCAGGAAGUGGAAUUCUAAGCCCGCCUUCGUGGACACGGCGACAAGAAGAAGCCUCAUUCUCGCACACCAGCGACCCAUUACUUAUGCCCACAUGGGACGGACUGACCGGGGCGUUCAAAGUGCGGCUCCGUACUAUCGCCACAAAAGGACAAUUGGAUACAAGAAGCUAGGAAAUAAAGUGAAAAAGGAGCAAAAACGGAAAGUCGCAUAUAACGCUAAUUAUCAUGAAAUUAAUAAUAAUAAAACGCUUUGUUGCGCUUGAAUGUAUAACUUCUUAGCACGUCCUCUGCAGAGGACGUUUUUGUUUCGCACAACAGAGAUAAGUCCCUUAAAAAAAAAAAAAAAAAUGUAUAGGGGUGCACAAAAAAUGGAUUCACAUCCAAAUCGCGAUUGUCAUUCAUCCCGAUUAUAUAUCAUACAUACAUACAGAUUUAUAUACAUAUACACUACCGUUCAAAAGUUUGGGGUCACAUUAAAAUGUCCUUAUUUUUCAAUGAAGAUAACUUUAAACUAGUCUUAACUUUAAAGAAGUACACUCUAUACAUCGCUAAUGUGGUAAAUGACUAUUCUAGCUGCAAAUGUCUGGUUUUUGGUGCAAUAUCUACAUAGGUGUAUAGAGGCCCAUUUCCAGCAACUAUCACUCCAGUGUUCUAAUGGUACAAUGUGUUUGCUCAUUGGCGCAGAAGGCUAAUUGAUGAUUAGAAAACCCUUGUGCAAUCAUGUUCACACAUCUGAAAACAGUUUAGCUCGUUACAGAAGCUAAAAAACUGACCUUCCUUUGAGUAGAUUGAGUUUCUGGAGCAUCACAUUUGUGGGGUCAAUUAAACGCUCAAAAUGGCCAGAAAAAGAGAACUUUCAUCUGAAACGCGACAGUCUAUUCUUGUUCUUAGAAAUGAAGGCUGUUCCACAAAAUUGUCUGGGUGACCCCAAACUUUUGAACGGUAGUGUAUAUAGAUAGAUAAAUAGAUAGAUAGUACUUUA
Messenger RNA from Entelurus aequoreus (snake pipefish), 2118 nucleotides. RefSeq names its product melanocortin 4 receptor (gene mc4r). Gene Ontology annotation, molecular function: melanocyte-stimulating hormone receptor activity. The record is from RefSeq and is a predicted model, not a curated record. Lineage: Eukaryota; Metazoa; Chordata; Actinopteri; Syngnathiformes; Syngnathidae. Gene Ontology annotation, cellular component: membrane. Bases 50 to 1036 code for a protein of 328 amino acids. The transcript has a single exon. Gene Ontology annotation, biological process: G protein-coupled receptor signaling pathway.